Hemibagrus wyckioides is the source of this 8683-nucleotide messenger RNA. Its product is annotated as FERM and PDZ domain-containing protein 4-like. Gene Ontology annotation, molecular function: protein binding. The record is from RefSeq and is a predicted model, not a curated record. Gene Ontology annotation, cellular component: cytoskeleton. The coding region runs from base 584 to 6208 and encodes 1874 amino acids. The transcript has 16 exons. NCBI's taxonomy places the organism in Eukaryota, Metazoa, Chordata, Actinopteri, Siluriformes, Bagridae.
UCCCUCUGUUUUCCGGAGUCAGGGGUGAAGGACUCACUAGAAAGAAGGAGUGUGCGUUUUCAUCAGCUCAAGUGCCAGGGGUAGUGUUUAUCAUCGUUCAUCCUCCUCUUUCUCUUUCCACUCCUCCCCUAGACCCCUCCCCCUAUUCCAUCUCUCUCUCUCUCUCUCUCUCUCUCUCUCUCUCUCUCUCUGGCGCUUUUCAUUCAAAGCUGCUGUCACUGCUGCUUUGCUCAGGCUCUUCUAGCCACAGCUUGCAGGAGAGCGCGAUGGAGAGAGUGCAAACGCUGGCUCCAGAAUUCCACCUGAACGAGAAGAGGACAAGGCUAGACUAGCACAGCAUCAAACUCUUGUGGAUGCAAUGUUGGAUUGGAUUGAGCCCAUUCCUGCUCAACUGGAUUCAGUCCAUGAGUACUGGAUCUGAUCCCUUAAGUGGAAAGUCCAGCUUUGGACAGAGGCUGCUGGAAGGCUUACAGUGCAUCGCUUUUGGCACUGGUGUGUCAGGUGUGAUGAAGAGUUGAGCAAAUUUGGGAUUUGCAUUCAAGCAAGCAAUAAGGAAUUGGAGCUUGGAUUUGUAGUGUAGUGCAUGAACCCCGGACAGGAUUGUCCAGUCGGCUCUAUGGAUGUGUUCGGAUUUUCAAAGAUGGCCAAACUGUCUGGCCAUAAGAAUAAAUCCACGGGCUGGCCUCCGCCCUCGGCCAGCUGGGCCGGACUGCAGGGAGCUACAUCAUAUGAAUGGGACAUGACCUCUGCACGUGACACCAGGGACUGCUUUAUCAACCAAGCGUCUCAGUCGAGCGGUUCUCUGGAAGAGAUGGGUGUUCAGGUCCUUCCUCCUGCUCCUCGUCGAGUCGAGAUGAGGAGAGAUCCUGUGCUGGGGUUCGGCUUUGUAGCUGGUAGUGAAAAACCUGUAGUGGUGCGCUCCGUCACGCCAGGAGGCCCAUCUGAAGGAAAGCUGAUUCCAGGAGAUGAGAUAAUAAUGAUCAAUGAAGAAGAAGUGGCCACAGUACCAAGAGAACGAGUCAUUGACCUUGUCAGGAGCUGUAAGGAAUCGAUCCUCUUGACUGUUGUACAGCCGUACCCUUCUCCCAAAUCAGCCUUUAUCAGCGCAGCCAAAAAAGCCAAACUGAAAUCAAACCCAGUGAAAGUGCGCUUCGCUGAGGAGGUCAUCAUUAACGGGCAGCUUCCGGAUUCUGUGAAGGACAACUCUCUGCUCUUCAUGCCAAAUGUCUUGAAAGUGUACUUGGAGAAUGGUCAGACCAAAUCCUUUCGCUUUGACAACAGCACAUCCAUUAAGGAUGUCAUUAUGACGCUGCAAGAGAAGCUGUCUAUCAAGUGCAUCGAGCAUUUCUCUCUCGUGCUGGAACAGAGGUUGGAGGACUACGGCAGCAGACUGCUCCUCCUGCAUGAACAGGAGAUGUUAAUCAUGGUUACACAGAGGCCAGGGUCACACAAAAUGAAAUGCUUUUUCAGAAUCAGCUUCGUACCAAAGGAUCCAGUCGACCUUCUCAGAAGGGAUGCAGUGGCUUUUGAAUAUCUCUAUGUCCAGAGCUGUAAUGACGUGGUUCGGGAGCGAUUUGGCCCUGAGCUGAAGUAUGACGCUGCUCUUCGUCUGGCUGCUCUGCAGAUGUACGUCCUCAGCCUCACCACACGGCCGACGCAGAAAUUCUCAAUGAAGUACAUCCAGAAGCAGUGGGGUUUGGCACAUUUCCUACCCCCUGCAGUGUUCUCCAGCAUGAAGGAGAAGAACAUCAAAAAAGCUCUGACUCACAUCCUGAAAACCAAUCAGAAUCUAGUAGCUCCUGGGAAGAAGUUAACCAUACUGCAAGCAAAGGUUCACUAUCUGAAGUAUCUCAGUGAUCUGAGAUUAUAUGGAGGACGAGUAUUUAAAUCUUUGCUACUGCAAGGGGAUAAGGAAACAGGUGUGACGUUACUUGUAGGACCGAGGUAUGGUAUCAGUCAUGUUAUCAAUGCCAAGACAAAUCUAGUGGCCCUCCUGGCAGACUUCAGCCAUGUUAACCGCAUUGAGAUACUCACAGAGGACGAAGUCAAUGUGCGGGUAGAACUCCAUGUUUUGGACGUCAAGCCCAUCACGUUAAUAAUGGAGUCCAGUGAUGCCAUGAAUCUGGCUUGCCUAACAGCUGGAUACUAUCGUCUUCUGGUGGACUCACGUCGCUCCAUUUUCAAUAUGGCCCACAGCAAUAGCAGUGGAGAAAUAGACAGUGGCCAAGAUCCUAGAGAACUUGAAUGGCCAUACAGCACCUCUUUGGGUACCUGUGAAGAUCUUAACAAUCAGGAGAUCAUUCCUUCUUAUCAGUCAGAAAUAGAUUACUCACAGGAACAAGCAAGAGAGGAGAGCAUAAGCUCUCCUUAUGUUCCAGAGCCCCUGCCUCCUCCAUACCCAGGCCACAGUGCAGAAAGGUCACAAGUUAGAAGCAAAAGUCCCCAACUUCCACCUCUUCUACCUGUAAGGCACCUACCCCAGGACUCUCCUCGGAGUGCCAAGGUGUCUUUUAUUUUCAGAGAUCCACUUGUAAACCCUCGGAACCUUGGUUAUCAACGUCUCAUGGAUGAGAGUCCUGAGUUGCUUGAACGGCCUGCUUUCAUUUCCAGCAGUGAUAUGGGCUUUGGCUCUCCAGAUGGAGCACCAUUUCAAAUUAGGCCUCAUGUAAUCUAUAGCAACAUUGGUGAGGGGAAAAUCUUUGACAAUGCUGAAGGUAUUGAAGAACCUCUCUUACGUGAUUUAUGCUAUGCUGAGACCACUGAUGAUGUGGAGGAUGAGGAUGAGGCUAGCUGUGAAGAGGACACACCUGCAAUACCUGGAGAGGGUGAAGCUGGGCUGCCAUCCGGCAAGAUAACAUUUCUCACUCUUUCUGGCUCUAGUGAUGAUAUUAUAGAUUUAACUGCACUUCCUCCUCCAGAAGGAGAUGAUGAUGAGGAUGAAAAUGAUGCAAUUCUGCUUUCCCUCAACAUGGCCAUUGCUGCGCCUCCUCCUGGAUUCAGGGACAGUUCAGAUGAAGAGGGAGCAGAGAGCAAAAGUCGUCGACAAAGUUGCUGUGACAAUGACAGCAUUCCUGUAUCACUGAUUGAUGCUAUCCCUACAAAUGUUGAGGGCAAUAGUGUCAGAAUCUUGGAUCAUACUGUUGUGGACACACUGCAAGCAAUAGAAGCACUUGCUGUAUCUGAGGAAACAACCCAGUCUCAGUCUAACAGCAUUGCAGGAACUGGCAUAUCACGUGCUUUUAGUCCAGAGUCCUCAUCAGAUUCAGGGAAUGAGACCAAUUCUUCAGAGAUGACCGAGAGCUCAGAACAAACUGCAGCCCACAGGCUGUCUGAGAAUGCUAUGCGUCUUCUGGUGGCAACCACAGAGGGAUACCAGCCCCUUCAGGAGGAAAAGACAGAAUUCCCUGUCUCCCCUUGCACCAGAGCGUCUAUUCCUAAGCCACCACGCAGUCCCUCAAGACGCAAAGACUUGGCAGUUCAACCAACAACAGUGCCUUCAAAGCAUAACCUACCUUCUUCUGAUAAUCCAGAGACAGAGCCUGAGGCAAAGGCAGAUAAGUCCUUGGGUAAAUAUCUGGUCAAAUCUCACUCAAGCACGCUUUUGAAUACUGGAAAGCGAUUGAAAGCAAUGGCGACUGAGGGAAGACGAAUAAAAAAAAAUAAAGAUGCACCAGGCAAAUAUAACACCUUCAGUGGAAGAGAAAGCAAUAGAAGAAGACAACUGGUUGUGAAAGAAUUCUGUGAAAGAUUUCAAGGGCUACAGUCCCCAACAGAAAACGAGCCUUCAGGCAGUCAGGUUACAGAAUCUCGAGGUUCAAGAGAGGAUCUAACUGGCAGCAAUAUUAGUCUCCCAACAAAGAAGCUACAGGAUACUGAACAGACUGAAACCUAUAAGGAUGAUCAACAGAUUCUUCCGCCAUUACGACAAGGAAUGGCACGACUGUGUGAGUACCACCUCGCCAAACGUAUUUCUUCUUUGCAGAAUGAAGCUCUGAGUUCCCGUCAGAGUUCCCAAUCCUCGUCUCUGGAUGUUGGUGGCAGUACAGGAAGUAGUGCUUCUGCAACGCCAGUGGACUCCCCACAUUGUGCCACUGACUGCAAGAGCUCUUUCUCUGGAUCUUCCUCCUCCCUCAUGCUCACAUCAAGGGACCUUCACCCUCAUGCAGAUGCUGCUCUCUUGAGGAAGAUGCUGCCAAAUGUACAUCCUCCGGGAUCAAAUCCACCCCUCAGUGUCCGACCAUCCAAAAUCAAGGAAACUACAGGUACAGCUCGAAGGAGCAACCUUCUAAGUGAUCUGCAUGAAAAACAUGGCAGUGCAAAAAGUAUUAACACAAAGGAGGGGAGUGAGGCUUAUAGGCAGUUGAUAAACUAUCUAACAGUCAGCCAGAUGCACCAGGGGGGCAAACUCUUUAGGGCAGAACUUGGGGGAAGCAAAAAGCAAAAGCGUAUGACAAACCCUUCAUUUUUAUUAGACAAGUUUAAAGGUAAAGGGAACAUUAUUAUCAAGUGCCCCUGCAUGCCACCUUCUCCUUCACUCCUUGUCAGCACAACCCCCAGUGCAGAUUCUCACAGAGUCCCAAAAAUAUACCACUCAACAACUUUGCCUGCUAAAUUCAAGAGGAGUCCUGAUUUGCAUGCUCAGAGACCUGUCAGCAACCUUGAUGUAAGGCCUAAUCAUUCUGAAAGAAGAAGGUCAUAUUCUGGCCUCAAUUGUGAGUUAGAGCAAAAUUUUAAUCUUGAUCAAUUCUCAUCUUUAAAUAGGAACCACAGUGAAGGGAUACCUCAUGCAAGCACAGAUGACUUGCUCAUGUCUGACUGCAAGAUGACGCUUGCUGUCCAACAGACGCUUAAUGAUUCUUUUUGUCUCUCUAGUGUAGCUGGCACAGAAGACCGCGGAAUGCUGUUGAGAGGAGAAGGAGACUCACCUGCUAAUUUACCAAGGCACAUCAAAACCUAUGCUGUCCCUCUACCACCUCCACCACCACCGCCACCACUAUCACUUCCACCACCACCAACAUUACCUCCUCCACCUAAAUCAUGUCUGUCAAAGAGCACCAGUUACAUUGGCCCAACACAAGAAUCAUUUGUUCCUCUUAGACAGAACCAUCUAAGUUCUCAAGGGUUAAAUCAAUAUGACACCAAUAGUCCAAAUCGUGGCAGAGAGAUAAGAAGAAGUACCAGUAUUAUAACUGCUGGCUCUGGAAAUAUUGAUGCACUGAUGGAGAAAUCAAGAGCACCAUCACUGGGCAGGAUUCAGCAAGACCACUUGCAUGCAACUGAGCCACAACUACAAAGAAGGACUCCCAAGAAUAAGCUGUCAAAAAGCUACUCACAAGGUUCUGUAGCAUCCCAGACCAUGGGUUGGUCUGUAAGCAACAGGGACAGCAAAACAGAUUGUGCAAUUUUUCCAGUACAAAAGGAUACAAAGCAGAUAAGAUCUGCACAGAAGCUGGAUAUAAAUCCCUGGACCUGCAAUGGUCCAUUCAGUUACUGUUUCUUUAAAAAGAAAAACCAGUCAGUGGAGGAUGAAGGGGGCAUAGGCGAUGGUUUAAGAAGGCAGCUUUGUGGCUUGGAUGAACCAGGACCCUCUCAAUACAACCCUGACUCUUGUGUUCUAGACACAACAGGAGAGCAGCUAUAUGCAGAAGUUCUGAACAACAUGACCUUUGGGGACAGAUUGCUUCGCAUUAAUGCCCUGAAAGAACACACGUAUGCAUACCCUGCUGUUUUUACUGAUGUUCGAAGAGAUGCGAGUGAGCUGAUUGCUGUGGUACGUUCUAGUGUGGGCAGAAGUGACAGAGGAACCCCACCCAUGCAGACAGAGGAGCUGGCACAGUACAAGCACUUGCUAGCAAUCGAAUCUAAAGCACUUGGGCAGGCAUGCCGCAGGAUGGCUCAAGCACAUGGCAGCCCAGAGGAGAUGUUGCUGGCAGUCAGUUCCAGUUUUCAGGUGCUUUGCAGCUUAUCUGAGAUCUGCAUGUGCUUGGUUCGUGGCCUGGGUGCUUCAGCCAGUCAGCAACAGCGUGAGGUUGUGGCCAAGGUUGAUGAGGUGGUAAUGAACUACAUGUGCUUGCUUCGGGCAGCUGAGGGAGCCUCAGGUAGUGCUCCUGGGGACCAAAGUGUUAAAACACUUGAUCGCCAUUCUAGCACCAUGUCAGCUAUCAUCAACACUCUCACCCGCUCUCUGAAAACACUGCUCAACAAGUAGGCCUCUUCUGAGUCAACCUUUUAUUUGCAAAGCCAUAAAUGGACACCGGGGUUGAAUAAAAACCCUAAAGUAAUCGACUGUAACGAAUACUCCUAUGGUGUGCAUAUUUAUUUUUUAUGUUAGAAUGUAUAUACAAACAAAUUAUAGAACUUUUUAAGGAGCUUUAAAAUGACUAUUCAUGUAUCCUAAAUAUCUUAUAAUGCUGUAAUGUCCCAUAUUGCAGUUUAAAACUAGAGGAUCAGUGUAGAGGAUUUUGCUAAAGAGUUGUAAUACUUAGUAUUUAAACUGGCUUCAUAUUGCAAAUAACUAAAUUGCUUUUUUUUUUAACUCAUUCUGUUUAAUUUUAUUUAUUACUUGAGCAAAAUAAAUAACGUGAGCAACAACAUAUUGAAAAGUAGAAAAAAUAUUUACUUAUAAAAUGAUUUUCAAAAUUAUAAGGAUUAAUAAUAGUUUGAAUUGUUUAUUUUGUAUUUUCUGAUAUUAUACUUCCUGAGAUUAUAUGUAAAAAUGAUUUCAAAGGCAUUAGUUACCCCAGUAUAAUUAAGGAUUAUACACAUAAUCAUGACAGUCCUUCAUUUUUAAUCUCCAGAAUACAAUAAAGUGUUUAAAGGGUUGAAGGAUUAUCUGUUUUAUUAACACAUUCAUUGAAUGGUCAUUUGAUCUGCUUACUCAUCCCGUAAGCUAAACCUUUUGCACCACUGUUAUGACAUAAAUUCCCAACGAUGUAAAUUUAAUAGGUAAUAAUGUUUGGAUUCACACUUUUCAUUUGGAACUAUUUACCUAAUUUGAGAAUGCUCCAUUACUGAUCACAAUUUGCAACACAUCAUUUCCUAUCGUCCAGAUAGCUACUUCUAGCUUCAGUAAAUGUACAUCACAAACACUGAUUGACUGUAGCUGACAAUUCUCGUUCAGAGAAAUGUCCACGUGUCAAUUAAUAAGCCUAAGUGACGAGACCAUAUGAUAAUCACAUGACCUAAGAAGUGUCAUGUCAAAAAUGGUAAGAUUUAAGGCUGUGUAUGUGUCAGGAUUAAAAGUAUAAUAAUCUAAUUGGAAUGUAAUAGUAUGUAUGACAUGCAAUAAAAUAAGUAUUAACUGUUGUUAUUGGAAAGAGAAUGAAUUAUUAUGAAGUAUUAAAACAUGCAUUAUUAUUAUUAUUAUUAUUAUUAUUAUUAUUAUUAUUAUUAUUAUUAUUAUUAUUAUUAUUAUUAUUAUUAUGUUUCAGACAACUCCCUCAAUAUAAAAACUAGGCGAUUUUUAUUUUUCAUCACCUGACCAUAUAAACCAAAGCAGAAACUAUGCUAAAUGGUUGGUCAUGUCUACUUUUGGGUAUGAUGGCUACAUUAUAUCAUUAAACAUCUACACAAUAGUUCAAAAUGUCUAAUUGCAUAAUUUCAGCCUAAACGUAUCACCACAUGCAUUUUCACAGCAUUAAGUAUGAGAGUCUCAUAAGAAAGGUCCUUGUUGAACAGCCUGCUUGUUGGCUAGCCCAGUGUUAGCUAGUUUGCAAACAUGCUCUAGUUCUCUAUCAAAGCUCACUGAGACUUUGACUGUUAAGAGCAUAUAGAUUUUCUACCAGUGACUUCAAAGUCAUGUCAUUUCAUUCUAUACUUUAGCUAUGUACGACGCUCCUACAAUGAUACUGAUAUUGACAUUGAAAUUAAGAAAUGCCAGAUUUGCUAAAUCACAAGACAGCCAACAGAUCUUGGAGAACGUUCCAUAUCAUGUGAUUUUAUGCUUGUUUUAUGUGGUAAUGCAACAUUUUACACUUCAUUCAUUUUCAUUAAACACUUCAUCCCAUUGGAGUCCAAGAAGCGUAUUAUGGGAACACUGGGUGUUAGACAAAAAAUUCCUUGGAAUAAUCCAGUCAUAGCAGGGUAUCACACACACACACACAUGUAGGUGUCCUUUAGAAUCGCCAAUCCACCAAACAGCAUGUUUUAAAAACGUGUGAAGAACCUGGAACACAUGGAGGAAACCUACGUGGACACAGAGAUUACAUGUAAAACACCACACAGACAGUAACACAGUAAUCUACGCUCAGGAUUGAUCUGCGGACCCUGGAGGAGCUCGGAAGCAGCACCACUACUUUUUACACCGUUACUGUGCUGUGCUAUCAUGCCUUUACUGUGUAGAUACACAUGAUUAUUAAAUCACACUUGGUUUUAUAUGAGCAGUCUUUAUGGAAUGUAACAUACGCAUAAAUAUGUAGCAUCUUUAUUCAACUGUCAAAUCAUUUAUUUUCCAUAAAAUGUUAGCUAAUAUUUGUUUUGGUUCAUGUGUUGCAGCUGGCUAGUUUGGCUAUUAGCUAGCGAACAAAGAUGAAACUAAAGACAAAUUUGUAGUAAAUGGUUAAUGCUGGUUCACUAUUUGCACACAAGGUAAAUUUGUAUGUGAUUGCAGCAUCCUGUAUACGGGUUAUCUGGAUAAAGUUACUGAAUGAAUGAAUUUAUUCUAAAGUGCAAAUAAAAGGAAGAA